UGUUUAUUAUUUGCCUUGCUGAUUACAUAUGUAGAUUUUAGUCAUACAGUUGUACAUCUUCACAUUCUUUCUUGAAAAUUAUUAAACUCUGUCCUGCAAAUAUGAGAAUUUUCGGCAAUCUGCAAAUUUUGCAACGCGGCUACACAAUUAAAACCCUCUCUCGGCAUUAUGCUGCCUCAUCUGUUCCAACUACUAAACUUUUCAUCAAUGGACAGUUUGUUGACUCAAAGGCUACAGAAUGGAUUGAUGUACAUAAUCCAGCUACAAAUGAAGUGAUAACAAGAGUGCCAAAAUCCACACCAGCUGAAAUGGAACUUGCUGUUACUGCUGCUAAAGAUGCUUUCAAAUCUUGGUCACAAACUUCAAUUUUAUCUCGACAGCAAACAAUGUUUAGAUUACAGCAUUUAAUAAAGGAAAACAUGAAUAGGUUAAAAGAAAGUAUAACUUUAGAGCAGGGAAAAACUACUCAAGAUGCAGAAGGAGAUGUCCAUCGAGGCUUACAGGUGGUGGAGCAUGCUUGUGGAAUAACAUCUUUGCAAUUAGGUGAAACUCUUCCUUCCAUAUCUCGAGAUAUGGAUUCAAUGUCAUUUCGCUUGCCACUUGGUGUGUGUGCUGGAAUCACGCCAUUUAACUUUCCUGCAAUGAUACCUCUUUGGAUGUUCCCUCUUGCUUUGGUAUGUGGGAAUACCUUUGUUAUAAAACCAUCCGAAAGAGAUCCUGGUGCUACAAUGGUAUUGAUGGAAUUAGUUAAGCAGGCUGGUAUUCCUGAUGGUGCAGUUAAUGUGAUACAUGGGGCUCAUGAAUCUGUGACAUUUAUCUGUGAUCAUCCAGAUAUAAAAGCUAUUUCCUUUGUUGGAUCAGAUAGAGCUGGCAAAUACAUCUAUGAAAGAGGAUCAAAGAAUGGAAAGCGUGUACAGUGUAACAUGGGUGCAAAAAAUCACGGAGUUAUAAUGCCUGAUGCUAACAAAGAACAUACUUUGAAUCAGCUUGUAGGUGCUGCAUUUGGUGCUGCAGGACAGCGUUGCAUGGCUUUAUCAACAGCAGUUUUUGUUGGAGAAUCACAAAACUGGAUACCUGAACUAGUGGAAAGAGCUAAGAAAUUGAAAGUUAAUGCAGGUCAUAUUCCUGAUACUGACCUUGGACCAGUGAUUUCCCCAGAAGCUAAGCGAAGAAUAUGUGAUCUUGUUGAAUCUGGAGUAAAAGAAGGGGCUCAUUUAGUCCUUGAUGGACGAUCUAUUGUUGUUCCUGGUUUUGAGAAGGGGAAUUUUGUAGGACCCACCAUUCUUACAAAUGUGAAGCCUAGUAUGACUUGUUACAAAGAAGAAAUUUUUGGACCUGUUUUAAUAACUAUAAAUACAGAUAGUAUUGAUGAAGCUAUAAAACUGAUUAAUGCCAAUCCAUAUGGAAAUGGUACAGCUGUGUUUACAACAAAUGGUGCCACUGCAAGAAAGUUUGUCCAAGAAAUAGAUGUUGGUCAGGUUGGCGUAAAUGUCCCUAUACCUGUACCUCUGCCUAUGUUUUCAUUUACUGGAUCUAGAGGUUCUUUUCUAGGUGAUGCCAAUUUUUAUGGAAAAGCUGGUGUCAACUUUUAUACACAACUGAAAACAGUAACCCAGUUGUGGCGUGAGCAAGAUUCUUCACAUUCCAAAGCUGCUACUAGCAUGCCAGUAAUGAAAUAAGAGAAACUGUGUCAAAUCCUUAAGAAAGUCUUCGAUAUUUUAAUAAUAAAAUGUUAAGCGUAUUUGUUACUGAAAGAUUACAAAAAUUUAUAAAAAGCUCUUUGUAUCUGCUUUAAAAUAAACUAUUUGUUUAA
Molecule: messenger RNA, 1813 nt
Organism: Stegodyphus dumicola
Lineage: Eukaryota; Metazoa; Arthropoda; Arachnida; Araneae; Eresidae
Product: putative methylmalonate-semialdehyde/malonate-semialdehyde dehydrogenase [acylating], mitochondrial
Biological process (GO): thymine catabolic process; L-valine catabolic process
Cellular component (GO): mitochondrion
Molecular function (GO): methylmalonate-semialdehyde dehydrogenase (acylating, NAD+) activity
Source: RefSeq, a predicted model, not a curated record